AUGGCUCCAGCUCCGCCAGCGCCGCGACCAGGGAUGGAAUCUGCCGCUCCAGCAAUACCAGAGAUGAAAUGCGAGGAGCGCUUUGAGGUAAGAAUCCUUCUUGCGGAGCUCCUUCAGUUCACGCCUGUACAGGACCUUGCCGCUCUCGCGCUACCAGCGCCACUUCCAGGGAUGGACCCUGCCACUCCAGCGCUACCAGAGAUGGAAUGCGAGGAGCGCUUUAAGGACCCUGCCGCUCUAGCCCUGCCAGCGCCACUGGACCCUGCCGCUCCAGUGCCACCAGUGAUGGAAUGCGAUGACGAGGAGGAGCGCCUUAAUGAUCUUGUCGCUCUAGUGCUGCCAGCGCCUCCUCCUGCCGCUCCAGUGCCACCUCCAGAGAUCGAGCCUGCCGCUCCUGUGCCACCAGAGUUGGAAUGCGACGAGCAAAAGAGGAAACGACCAAGGUUUCUAAAGGGCGAAGCUGUUCCACUUGAUGAAGCUCCACAUACCCCAGAGACUGCUCCACACGCUCCAGAGACUGAUGCAGAUCCGGCAGCACUACAGCCUCCUCUCCCGGCUGAUCUAGCUCCUGUCCUCCCAGCUGCUGCUCUCCUCCCAGCUGAGCCAGUGCUAUCGCCUCCUCCGGCUGCUGCUCACGCUCAUGGAGCUUCUUCAUCCACACCCAUGGAUGUUUUUAAACUACGUGCACGGAGGCGCCUUCAACUUCGCGGUUUGAUUCCUCCCACAGCCCCAGCAGUUGCCCGGGAAAUGCCAGAGGUUGGUUUCUGUGUCGAGGACGACGAUUGGGAGUGGAAGGUGGACAUCAAAGAGCUUUUUGGCUCUUGUUUUCAGUAAUUUAGUCCUGGAAAACAUUUUACAGCGACUGUACAAAAUUUGAGCGCAUUUUGACAAGUAUAAAAUUGUAUAAAUCAACGACAUUCUUGAUUUCGCC
Messenger RNA from Selaginella moellendorffii, 931 nucleotides. RefSeq names its product predicted GPI-anchored protein 58. NCBI's taxonomy places the organism in Eukaryota, Viridiplantae, Streptophyta, Lycopodiopsida, Selaginellales, Selaginellaceae. The transcript is spliced from 5 exons. The coding region runs from base 1 to 834 and encodes 277 amino acids. The record is from RefSeq and is a predicted model, not a curated record.